CUUACUGGGUCAUUCCACGUGGUUCGUUCUUGAUCUCGUGCGGUCUCGUUGCUAUGCCAUAGUAAAACGAUUGCAGUAAUAGUAAACUGUUGAGAAGUAAUAAAUAUUCUCGUGUGAUUGUAACAGAAAGAGUGAAUAUUAUUCUUUUAUUUUUUUUCUAUAAGCUUGGAAUAAAUCUAAAGUUCACAAUGGAACAGGAUCUAAAAGCUAAAAUUGACCAAGCUUGUCGGACUGCUGAAGAAUUUACAAAAUUGUAUUAUGAAACUUUGGACAAGCGGAGAUACCUAAUAUCAAGAAUGUACAUGGAAGCUGCUAAUCUUAUAUGGAAUGGAAAUGGAGUAUCAGGCAAGGAGAACAUACAAAAAUUUUGGACAGAUCUGCCACCGUCUGAACAUAAUGUUACUACUCUGGAUGCUCAGCCAAUAAUAGGUCCAGAUACAACUACCCAGCUAUCAUUUCUUGUCAAAGUUGGUGGGCAAGUAAAAUAUGAAGAGAAGAGCUCCAAGGCGAUAAAUCAAACCUUUCUAAUAACGGCAAUAGGUGACAAAUGGAAGAUUGUGAGCGACUGUUUCCGAACGCAAGAACUAGUCGAUAGUGGUACUAGUUCAUAACUGUACUUAAUGUAUUUAUAUUUUUAUACUUAAGAGAGAAUAUUGCUAUUUUUUAUAUUGUGAUAUAGUGAUAAUAGGAUUUUUGUUUGUUGCAAAACAAUUUAUAAAAUUAACAUUCGAAGAUAUUACUUUAUCAGGGUUUCACAAGCAAUCGAUACUCAGUGAAACUGAAAUCAAAAUGCCGUUUUGUUCACAUAUAACAUCGGUAUAAAAAUGAUGAUACUAACGCGGUCCAAAAAACAUCUUCGAAUGUUAAUAACACCGCGAAAGCAUCAAAUA
Molecule: messenger RNA, 890 nt
Organism: Pseudomyrmex gracilis
Lineage: Eukaryota; Metazoa; Arthropoda; Insecta; Hymenoptera; Formicidae
Gene: Nxt1
Product: NTF2-related export protein-like
Exons: 4
Coding region: 189-611 (140 amino acids)
Biological process (GO): protein import into nucleus
Cellular component (GO): nuclear pore central transport channel
Source: RefSeq, a predicted model, not a curated record